AGGAGAAGAGUUGAAGAGAAGCGUACGUGCCAAGAAAACCCCGCGUAAUAUCUCUUUAUGAUUUCCGUGCAUUUGAAUAUUCAUGAAAAAAAAAUUCAGAGACUCAUUCUUCAACAAGAUUCAACUCCAUCAACUAUAUUCACAAAAAAACAACAGAUUGCUUGCUUCCUUGGUUUCAGAGUUUCUGAGGCGGUUGUUGUCGGUGAUCUCGUGAUUGGAAAUGUUAGGGGAUUUUAUUACUCGAUGUCUUAUACUGCUUUUGGGGUAUGCAUAUCCUGGAUUUGAAUGCUAUAAAACUGUGGAAAGAAACAGGGUUAGCAAUGAGGAACUUCGCUUCUGGUGUCAAUACUGGAUCAUUGUAGCAUUUUUCACAGUAACAGAAAAUUUUGCAGAUAUAUUAAUUGGAUGGCUUCCCAUGUAUGGCGAGAUGAAGCUUGCGCUUUUUAUCUACUUGUGGUAUCCCAAAACUAAGGGGACAACAAAUGUUUAUGAAACUGUGCUGAGACCUUAUGUAUCUAAGCAUGAAUAUGACUUUGACAAGAUGUUCAGAGAGUGGGGAGUUAGGGGAUGGGAUUUGGCAAUUUAUUACUGGAAAAACUGCACAGAGCUGGGGCAGGCUACAUUGUGGCAGUUCCUCGACUACUUGGCUGCUCAGUCUAAGAAAAUUUCCAGCAAAAACUCCAGCAAGAAAAAAGAUGGGAAGGAUCCUUAUGCUCCUAGUGCCCCACCAUUGCCUGAUAUACGAUCGGCUUUAUUUGACAACUAUGAAAGUAAUUUCUCAGGCCGCAAGAAAAAGUAGGAGCUUCCAAGUCCCCUAUGAACACAAAGCAAAACAGUGAUCCACCACAACAUAGUAGCCUGAACCAGAUCAUGAAAUGAUCAUAAAGCACAGUCUCAACUGAAGCCAGUUACUUCGAGAAUUGUAACAUUUUUGUACAUAAUCCUGUCAGGUCAAGUAAGGGAAAAUUGAAGAAAUCAUCAUCAUUCUGCAUUGAUCAUUGCUAAUGCUCUCUACUUGUAACAUAACACAUGUGCUAAUGAUUGCUUUGAUCUUUUCUGCCCCUAUGGAAACAUGAUGAAAUGAUCAUUGUUUUAUUCAUUUGUA
Messenger RNA from Lotus japonicus, 1105 nucleotides. RefSeq names its product HVA22-like protein j. The record is from RefSeq and is a predicted model, not a curated record. Lineage: Eukaryota; Viridiplantae; Streptophyta; Magnoliopsida; Fabales; Fabaceae. Bases 221 to 799 code for a protein of 192 amino acids. The transcript has 8 exons.